Messenger RNA from Thlaspi arvense, 1169 nucleotides. The record is from the annotation of a GenBank genome assembly. NCBI's taxonomy places the organism in Eukaryota, Viridiplantae, Streptophyta, Magnoliopsida, Brassicales, Brassicaceae.
AUGGGAAUUAGUACUCUUUCUCACAUGAGGUUCCGUGAAAUCUGGAACAUGAGAUUCCGUGUUCUUCAAGACUUUGUUCUUAACAACGCUUUUGUUGAGUCAUCAAACAUAUCUGAGUAUGAUAUUGGAGAAGAAGGAGAUCUAUUUAAAGCUCCUGAUCUAAUUCUUGAAGAACCAAUCUUAGCCGUUGAUCCACUCUCAGCUGCUCUAACCAUGAUCUCUUGCGGCGAAGACACUUCACAAGGUCUUUGUGAGCUUCCUGAUCUCGAUCUCGGGUCAUUGGAGAGUGGUCAACAGCUUCUGGACAAAGCUUUCUAUGAAUGUGAGCAAGAUCUCAUGAUGAAAUCAGCUAUGGAGUCACCAUUCUCUGAUGUUUUAGACAUCAAGAACAUCUCUGUGGUGACGGCAGCAAUCGAUGAGAACCAGGAUAUGCAGAAGAGCGUAAGCUCCGGGAAUCUGAGCUCUAUGGACUGGGCACAUGCACAUCAAGACGCUGUUGUGAUUCAGAAUUUCCCUGAUUUUGCUCAGUUGGAUUUUGGUUCUGUUUAUGGGAUGCGAAGAGCUUUUAGUGAAGGUGACAUACAGAAACUUGGGACUGGUCUUGUUCAAUCUCCAUUGGAUAGGAUAAUUGUGAGCUGCACUUCAGAGGAUCGACGUGAGAAGCUUUCUCGAUACAGGAACAAGAAGAGCAGGCGAAAUUUCGGACGCAAGAUCAAGUAUGCUUGUAGGAAAGCUCUUGCAGAUAGCCAACCAAGGAUCCGAGGAAGGUUUGCGAAAACAGAGGAGAGGAAGUAGAAUGGUUUCAAAGGGAAUGGGACUUGAGCAGAAGGAAGAAACUUAGAAGAGAAUAAGAAGACAAAGCCCAUCUCAUUAGAAGAAACUAGUUUUGUUUUUUAUAUAAUAUUAUAUGCAUGUAUAAACCUAAGCAUCCCAAUUAGUUUUUUGUUUGUAUAUAUAGGGUCUCCCUGAAUAAGCUUUUUAAGGAAAGAAAUUGUAGCUACAGAAGUAAUGUAAUGGUUGUGAGAGAUGUAGAUAUAUCUAUAAUUCUCUAAUAUUAGAUCAUGUGAUGUGAUAUAAAAAAGUUCUUGAUGUUUUCUUUGCUUGUAAGCACCGCAACAAGUUAGAUUUUUUCAGCUUUUUAACAGUUUUCAGAGAUUGCAUUUUCAGAA